Messenger RNA from Rosa rugosa (rugosa rose), 1435 nucleotides. RefSeq names its product peptidyl-prolyl cis-trans isomerase CYP40. The transcript has 9 exons. Bases 109 to 1203 code for a protein of 364 amino acids. Gene Ontology annotation, molecular function: protein binding; peptidyl-prolyl cis-trans isomerase activity. The record is from RefSeq and is a predicted model, not a curated record. Gene Ontology annotation, biological process: protein peptidyl-prolyl isomerization; protein folding. Lineage: Eukaryota; Viridiplantae; Streptophyta; Magnoliopsida; Rosales; Rosaceae.
UUAUAUUUGCGAGAGAGAGAGAGAGAGAGAGAGAGAGAGAGAGAGAGAGAACUGAGAAGACACAGUUGUAGAAUUCUAGAAGGCGGAAGAAGACUUGGAAAGAGAGAGAUGGGGGAGAGGCCACGGUGCUUUCUGGACAUUAGCAUAGGAGGAGAGCUUGAAGGACGGAUAGUGAUCGAGCUUUACGAUCAUGUGGUGCCCAAAACGGCAGAGAAUUUCAGAGCUCUCUGUACUGGUGAGAAAGGCAUUGGUCCCAAUACUGGUGUCCCCCUCCACUACAAGGGAAACCGUUUUCAUCGUGUUGUCAAAGGCUUUAUGAUACAAGGGGGUGAUAUUUCUGCUGGAGAUGGCACGGGGGGAGAGUCUAUCUAUGGGUUGAAGUUUGAAGAUGAAAAUUUUGAAUCGAAACAUGAAAGGAAAGGCAUGUUAUCCAUGGCCAAUGCUGGUCCGAACACCAAUGGGUCUCAGUUUUUUAUCACAACAACUCGCACUGCUCAUUUAGAUGGGAAACAUGUUGUGUUUGGGAAGGUAGUGAAAGGCAUGGGAGUGGUUCGUUCAAUAGAGCACAUUUCUACUGGUGAGGGCGGUGAUUCUCCGACUGUUGAUGUUGUUAUUGAGGAUUGUGGAGAAAUUCCUGAGGGGGCUGAUGAUGGAAUAUCUAAUUUAUUCAAAGAUGGUGACACUUAUCCUGAUUGGCCAGCCGACCUGGAUAAUAGUCCUGAUGAGCUUUCUUGGUGGAUGACUUCUGUAGAUUCAAUCAAGGCUUUUGGUAAUGAAUAUUUCAAGAAACAAGACUACAAGAUGGCUCUCAGAAAGUAUCGGAAAUCUUUGCGCUAUCUCGAUAUUUGUUGGGAGAAAGAUGGAAUUGAUGAAGAGAAGAGUUCAAGUUUGAGAAAAACCAAGUCACAGAUUUUCACUAACAGCUCUGCUUGUAAAUUGAAAUUGGGGGACCUGAAAGGAGCACUGUUAGACACUGACUUUGCAAUGAGGGAUGGAGAAAAUAAUGUUAAGGCUUUGUUUCGACAAGGUCAGGCAUACAUAGCACUUAAUGAUAUUGAUGCUGCAGUUGAGAGCUUCAAAAAGGCAUUGGAUUUGGAGCCCACUGAUGCUGGAAUAAAAAAGGAGCUUGCUGCUGCUAAGAAGAAGAUUUCUAGUAGACAUGAUCAGGAGAAGAAGGCCUACAGCAAGAUGUUUCAGAAAUAGCACUUCUGCUGUCAACUGGUUGUUCCAGUUCGUAGGAGAGUAGUCUUAUCCGUGCAAGAAAAAUGUAAUUGUAAAGAGUUAAAGCCUGAAACUCUUUUCAUUGAGUCUUCUCCCUCCUUUAUAAUUUGGCAGAAGCCAGUGAUUUGUAACUUUAUGUGACAUUAGACCAAACAAUUUUGUCCUGUAAUUCCGAUUUUUGAUUUUAUGGCAUGUUGGACCAAGUUUUUCUUAA